AUGGAUUUUGCCACGGGUGGUGCGUCAGCCUACCUUCAGGGGCCUAUAUCUCCCGAUUCGUGGAAACGUGCCGUGUACCGAAGUGCUCCUCAGUAUUUCUACGUUGGAGUACUUACCCCGGAAAAGCAUGGCGGCAGCUAUAGCUACGGCCUCCGCAUUUCUCCCAUAAAGGACGAUAAUGCAUCCAUCUCUGCUCAUUCCACUUCUUCGAAAGGCUCCCAUUUGGAGUAUGAAAUCUGGAGAAAAUGGGAGGACUGCCUCUGGUUUCAAGACACCCUUGAGGCUGAAUAUACUCUCAUGGCAAGAGAGAAGCGUACGCGACUGGCCGCAGGCAAAGGAGUGAAAAAGGACGGGAUGUACAUCCAGAGUGACCAGGCAGCUUCUUUCGAUUCACUUCCUCCGGGCCCCGAUCCCCACUCCGUCGCCCGUGAUAUUCACGAAUACAUCCCGAAGCUCACCAAGAAGGGAACCUUAUUCCGCGCGAGCCAAGCUACCAUUGACCAACGGUUCACCGAGUUUCGUACCAUGAUAAAUGCGUUUUUUCAGGAGGGCCUCCCGACGCUCUUGAAAGAGCUGAUGGCCACGCGAACCUUCACUGAUUUCUUCGGCUAUUGGAGACGCGAUCAUGAUCUCGCUAUCAAAACACAGAGGGCUCAGACCUCUCCCGCAAAACCCCGCCGCUCUGUGUCUAGCAGCAUGCUUUCUGCUUAUUUUCACCCACCCUCUCCGGCACUGUCAGACGCCAUGCCCUCUUCCACGUCUGUGAACGGCUCGCACAAGCAGCUUCCUAGACGAGGCUCAGGUACUUCGGAUUCAUUGUCAUCAGAUAAUUCCCUGAAAGACCAGCGAACUGCCCGGCCACGAGUGAAUGGUCACCCUGCUAGCUUAACGAUAUCCCUGCAGUCGCGUGACUCAAAAUCCACCCUAUCUUCAUCAUCUUCCUCUUCGAACUCUCCAUCUCCCAUCACGCCGCGUCGAUCUUCUACCCGCACGCCGGUGGUUGUAACGCAUGAAUCUCCUAUCAAAUUUGGACAUAACCCGCAGCAUACACCUGCCGGAGGCGCGUCUGAGCGUCGAACGUUAAUGCUCCAAGUCCUCCCAGAGGACCAGGAGGUUGAGAUCAACAAGGUCGUAUCUGCGGAUUACUCGCCGACCCGAAGGCGCGAGACAAAUAGGAGCGCUAGGGUUUUUGGCCCCCCUUCACAGAGUUCUUCCGACUUAUCUGAUGAUGGCGAAGUUUCUUCGGAUGCAGCGUCCCGUGCUAGGUGCUCCUGGUUGUCAACUGCCUCUGUUUCUCCCACUCGUGCUGCAGCCUACCUCGAGGAGCUCGGUGUUGAAUUCACACUUCCACACCCACACCCAGAACAUGCGCAUCGCCCGCGUGCUUCGAUGUGUAGUAUGGUAUCAUACAGGAGUGAUGCCUCUGCUGAUGCAAUCAUUCCUCGAUCUGCCCGUGCUCAGUCUCCACCCUCUGCAGGAACUCGUCAAUACCGUCACUCCGUGCCUUUCCCGGACGAAGAGGAGUGGGCGGAACGGGAACCUUGGGCUGAUGAAUCGGCUUACGGAGAGGACGAUCUCCUUGAUGCAUAUUUCUAUGAUGCGAUACCACCGUCGUCAGUGGGCAGUUCCCCAACACCCACCGAAGAUAGCCACUUCUCCUCUCAUCAGCGUGGCUCAUACCCAACAUCUGCAUACGCCCCGCGACGCUCAUCUAUGACUACAUCCGUAUCCAGCGGAUCGACAGGGUGCAGUGAUGGUUCAGCCAUCGCCAUCAAAGCAUUACACGACAACAACAUCAUCAUGCUCCGUGUUCCGCGGUCCCUAUCCUUCACUGAGGUUCGUCAACGACUGUACGACAAAUUUGUACGGCAGGAAGGCGUGCCACUUUCAGAGAGCUUUGCCGUGGCCAUCCUCGUUCCCGCUCCAGCCAAAGGGACACCUGGAGGCCGUCCUUACGCAGCCUCGUUCUCGUCUAUGAGCGCGGCUGGUAAAGAUGAUGUUGUUCUGCACUUCGUGAAGUCCAACGAUGACUGGGACCAAGCGAUAUACAAGUACGGAAACAAGGUCCUCCUGCGUGUUAUUGGCAGCCGCACCUAG
Suillus clintonianus is the source of this 2097-nucleotide messenger RNA. RefSeq lists its product as uncharacterized. The transcript has 6 exons. The record is from RefSeq and is a predicted model, not a curated record. Lineage: Eukaryota; Fungi; Basidiomycota; Agaricomycetes; Boletales; Suillaceae. Bases 1 to 2097 code for a protein of 698 amino acids.